This is a messenger RNA of Drosophila sechellia, 979 nucleotides long. It is a transcript of the gene Sf3a2, whose product is annotated as splicing factor 3a subunit 2. Gene Ontology annotation, cellular component: U2 snRNP; catalytic step 2 spliceosome; U2-type prespliceosome. Bases 96 to 890 code for a protein of 264 amino acids. Lineage: Eukaryota; Metazoa; Arthropoda; Insecta; Diptera; Drosophilidae. The record is from RefSeq and is a predicted model, not a curated record. The transcript has a single exon. Gene Ontology annotation, molecular function: zinc ion binding; nucleic acid binding. Gene Ontology annotation, biological process: spliceosomal complex assembly.
GACAACCCUGUUCUGUACAACAAAUUUUCGUGAAAUUUUACCAACGCAAAACGUUUUUUCUUCGUGCGGUCAGAAACUAAAAUAAAGUUUACAAAAUGGAUUUCCAAAACCGCGCCGGCGGCAAGACCGGCAGCGGAGGCGUGGCCUCCUGGUCGGAGACGAACCGCGACCGCAAGGAGCGACUGCGUCAACUGGCCCUGGAGACAAUUGAUCUGAACAAGGAUCCGUACUUUAUGAAGAACCAUCUGGGCUCCUACGAGUGCAAACUGUGCCUGACGCUGCACAACAACGAGGGCAGCUAUUUGGCCCACACGCAGGGCAAGAAGCAUCAGGAUAAUCUGGCCAGAAGAGCCGCCAAGGAGGCGAAGGAGGCACCCUCUUCGCUGCUGGCGCCCGAGAAGCCCCGCGUGGAACCGAAGAAGUUCGUCAAGAUUGGACGACCCGGGUACCGGGUGACCAAGCAGCGUGAACUCAGCAACGGCCAGCAGUCGUUGCUCUUUCAGGUGGACUACCCGGAAAUCACGGAGUCCAUUGUUCCGCGACACCGCUUCAUGUCCGCCUACGAGCAGAAGAUCGAGCCGCCAGACCGCAAGUGGCAGUACCUUCUCUUUGCCGCCGAGCCGUAUGAGACCAUAGGGUUCAAGGUGCCGUCCCGCGAAGUGGAGAAGAGCGAGGGCAAGUUCUGGACGCACUGGAACCGUGACACCAAGCAGUUCUUCCUUCAGUUCGCCUUCAAGUUCGAGCCUAAGAUCCUGCCGCCACCGCCGCCGAAUCUACAUAGGGCACUGGGUCCCCCAGGCGGAUUCCCCAUGCCGGGACCGCCACGUCCUGCUAUGCAUCCCAUGUUCAAUGGCGUUCCUCCACCGCCACCCAUGCUUUCAAACAACUAAUUCAUUGACAAUGUUUCUGGGAUUCCUCCAAAAGCAAGGCGAUUACCACAGAAAUAUUCAAAUAAUAAACAAUUUUCUACUUAAUACAA